CAAUGUAAUACAAAUGCACUGCAAUGUCGCGAUAUGUAACGCAUCAGCCAUGUUUACGGCAAUAAUGUCCGAUAGCGCAGCGCUAUCGUUUUGAUGAUGUAUCAAUGAAGCAGCCAAAAGCCAAAAACCAAAAGACGACAGAAAAGAAAAGCAGAAAAAAACCCCAAGACAAAAAAGAAGAAAAAGGUGUAUGCUGUCAGUGGAUCCUGGCGGUAUUGGGGCCCACCAACCAAUCAGAUUGUGUCUUGGUACUCCCAGAUCUGUCUACCGCUGCCCUCGCCGCAUCGUGUCGGAGCAUGGCAUGGCAUCGCGUGCAUGACGCAGGGCCUUUACGAGCAGGGGUCAGGGCGGUAGGAUUGACAAAGAAAAAAGAGGAAAGCGGACAAAUUUUUGCGUUCGGCCAGCGCGUGAGUCAAGUGCGUGUAUGUGUGUUAAUAUCGUCACUGUUUUCACCGAUCAACUCGAGAAUGCAAACGUCAGGAACCAGAAAAGUUACAGCGAUAGCCGAAUAUUAUGAAUCUGCAAUGACUCUCUGCUCGAUAUUGGAUUCAAUGGGGCUACUGGAGAUGAGGCUGAUGAAGGGCCGUGAUCCGGGUCAGCGGGCGCCUGGGCCGGCCUUCGAUUGAGUGUGAUCCGAGCAUUUAUGGUGGGAUGUGCAGAAAGUAUGAUAUAUUGCUACUAA
Pseudovirgaria hyperparasitica is the source of this 682-nucleotide messenger RNA. RefSeq lists its product as uncharacterized. The transcript has a single exon. The coding region runs from base 105 to 626 and encodes 173 amino acids. The record is from RefSeq and is a predicted model, not a curated record. NCBI's taxonomy places the organism in Eukaryota, Fungi, Ascomycota, Dothideomycetes, Acrospermales, Acrospermaceae.